GCUCCAGUCCACAGUAGGGACAGGCCCUAAUUUUCUUGCUUUGGCUAAUGAGCUUAGCUCGUGCUGAGCAGCUUUUAGCCCUGCAGGUUGCUGUUGUAGUGGGCACUGGUUAGCCCUUAGUGGUUAGCGAGAGGAGCCAGAGCAGAGGACUGGAUCUGAGGAGAAUCAGAGCAGCAGCCAAAGCUUCACCACUCCCCUGUUUUCCUACCAGGACCACCUCUGCGUGUGCCGGCACUGCGGCUGGGACGUCUCUCUACUCUCUCCCCUCCCUCCUUCCCUCCUCUGCCUCUCUCUAACACUACCUGUCUCCCUUCUCUCUCCCUCUCUGUCUGUCCCGGAGCGCUGACAAAGUGCUUUGGUAGCUGCAUCACCUCUUGGGCAGCUGCAUUCUACCUUGUAGUUCCAUCUCUUUCACUUCUUUUCUGUCUUAACCUCUCACCUGACUUUGUUGCCAAAAUGUACCGUAACCCGUGGAUUUCGAAUUACCUGAGUCAAGUCAAGUUUUGCAGUCAAGGACUUGGAAGUGAGACCCCCAUUAAAAUAAGCAAUCCCAGAUUGCUACAGAAGAGAGCACUGAGCUUCCAGAAAGAAUUCUCCUUUGACGAAAAAGACGAACCAGCCAAAAGCACCAAGGAUAUAGAUGUUAGUCUCUUGGCCAAUCUCCCAAAAGUGUCUGAAUUGAGGAAACGAUUUGAAGGUAUUACCACAAGCGCAAGUGACUGGGAAAUGAACAGAAAGGAGCGUAUCGCCCGACGGUUGGAGGGCAUAGAGGGUGAGGCACAUCCAUCUCUGCUGCCAACCUUGGUGGCCAACCGGCUUCUGGAGGAGGACACACCAAGAUACACCAGAGCCUCUGACCCCUGUGAGCCCUGUGCUGUUACAGUCCAACGGUAUGGAAUGGAGGGAUUUGAAAGCCCAGAAAUGCAGCUGAAGGCUCCAGAGCAACAGUCCAGAGCUCGAUGCAGGCCUGAUUCUCAAUCCUCCAUCCACAUGGAACCAGUCCACGUUUCAGGUUCCAUGACCGGUGCCCCAGAGCUGGAGUCCAAGGCUGAACGCAUUGCCCGCUAUAAGGCAGAGCGGCGCCGGCAGCUGGCUGAACGCUAUGGGAUCUCUUUGGAUCAGGAGCCAGACCUGGACCACACCUCCCGCUACACCCGCAGCCAGAAAGAGUCAGAGGGCUCAGAACGGCAUGCUAGAGGUGGCUCAGUGGGGGAGGAAGGCAAGGACAUCACCCUUAGUGCUUACACCGGCACCUCAGCCACUAGCCCGAGAGCGGGACGCUCAGCACUACCGUACAGCCACGCCGACCCCGGCUAUGAUGUUGGUCGAACCAGGGUGGACUCAUUCUCAGAAAGAGAGAGACUGAUGAACCUGGAGAAUCAGCGCAGGGCUGCUUCACACGAGCCUCCAUCCUCUUCCUCCUACAUGGAUGUAACUUCAUUGUCCUCCUCUGCCAGGGUGCCUGCUAAGGACUGUUCAGUAACAGGGAUGCCACCCAGCUCGCCCAAGCUGAGCAGACACCCGUCCAUCUCCUCACCCAAACAUGGGGUGUCUCCUGGUGACCUAUUCAUUGAGCAGCAGGCCCACAACAUCCUCAGCAGACAGGGUGUGAGAUCGAAACUUAGCACUGAUUGGUUCCUCCAGACUGAUGCUGAGGGCGACACCCACUCCCUCAUCAACUGGCCGUCAAGAAUCCGAGUUAGGGAGCGGCUUGCCAGAGAGGAGGGCCACCAGAGAAUCCCAGACAUUGGGAAUGUUACAGAAGCCCCAGUGUAUCGCAGACAGUUUCAACAUCAACCUCAGACCUCUACACGCUACCACACAGAUCCACCAGGCCUUCAGUGGUCCCACUCCCACCCCCACCAUCAUCCCCAAGCUCAGCUCACCCACUCUGCUCCCCAGGGAGGACAGGAAGUUGGCAGUUACCCCAGUUACCUGUCCAUGGCCUCUGGUCUCACAUCUAGAGCUGGACAACCACCGCAACAACAGUUUCAGGAGGAAGAAACUGAGGAGUCGGAGGACGUGAAGACAGAGGGCCUUCUGAGGAGCAGAAAAGCAGUCCUGCCCUCAGAGAUUCGACGCAGGGAAAGGAGCACCGAGGACCCACGAAGAGGAAGAGGGGAGGAGGACCUAGAGAUGUCCAGGGUGCAAACCCUUAGCCAGGCGAGGGAGGCUGAGGUAGAGGAAGCUGCAAGAGGAGGAUCCAGAGGCAGACUCAGGUGUGAUGAAGCAGAGCACACUUCCCAUCUACAGUCUGCAGAAGGUGGACCCAGAGAGAGGGAAAAUGCCAUCUAUAUCCACAAAGGGCUGGCUGCAACCUACAUCCAUCCCAGAGCAUCACACACUGGCCCAGGAAGCUCCACAUCCAGCACAGCCUUGAACUGCUCAUUGUCAGAUGCUAGGGAUCCAAGGGGGUCCAAUCCAAGGAACCUGCAGCAUCAGAUCCAAGACCCCCGAGAGGUCAGGCAGGGUGAGGGUUUCAGCAAUGGCGAGAGUCACCAGGACACACGGGUGUCUGUGGCCCAGCUCAGACAUUCCUACAUGGAGAGCACAACCACUCCUCCAAGCCACCGCAGGAACAAGCUUGAAGUUGAGGGGGACAGGGCACUCGCGGGCUACGAGGCCCCAUGGAGAGGGGAAAGGGACAGGGGACGCAGGCCCCGACAGUUUAUCUUUCCUGGGGAGAGUAGAAAGACCUCAGAGAGGUUUAGGACACAGCCCAUCACUUCUGCUGAACGCCAGGAGACCGAUAGGUCCUGUGCGAGUUCAGACUUUGCUUCCACUGAAGCUGAUGAAGAGAAGCUAGAUGAACGGGCCAAACUGAGCGUAGCAGCCAAACGCUCUCUCUUCAGAGAGCUGGAGAAGAGCACUGAUGGUGGAGCUCCUAAACCCCGGUCCAGGAAUGCAGCUGUGGACAGGAGACUGAGACGGGCACAAGACCGAUCUAGAACUCAGCCAGUCACCACUGAGGAAGUAGUCAUUGCGGCCACUGUUCCAUCUCACGUGCCACAAACAGUGACUGUUCACACUGCUGUAACUCGCAUCCAUAGCCCCAGCCUAGUUUGCAGUACUUCCCUGCCAUACAGCCUGCAGGCAUCCUCACAGCAGAACACCGCUGCCCGGGAGCAGGUACGGGAGGCCCGGCCAACACCGGAUACCCAGGAGGUCCAGGGCUCCAGGCAGGUGAUGGCGAUGGCGGACAAAGUUGAGAAGCAGAGUCAGGGUCAAGAGGAACCUGACCUCUGUACCCUCAGCCUGGCAGAAAAGAUGGCACUGUUCAACCGGCUGGCUCAGCCUCCUACCAGGGUCACUCGCACAAGAGGCAACACACGGCAACGCAGGGCCAGUGCUCGCUACCAGACACAGCCCAUCACAAUGGGAGAUAUGGAACAGGAGCUCUCAGACAUAGACAUCAGGGAUGAACAGGAGCUGUGUGACAGCCCAGUAGAACUCCUACAACUUCAAAAUGGUGCCGGCUCUUAUUUUGGACCCCUUCCGUCUUCAUCAUCCUCGUCUACACUCAAAGCAGGAGGCACCGUCUCCACUGACCAUGCCGGAGACAUCCACAUCACCAGAGCAACAGCUCACGUGGACCCAAUCCCUCCCAGCUCUGACAGGUCUCUGCCUCCUCACCAUACAGACAGUCCGGCCUGGAGGUCCCAGGACGCCUCGGACCACCACAGGUACCAACUCUUGUCCCAAGGAGAAGACAGAGCUGAUCUGGGAGGGGGGAAGAGGAGGCUGCCCUCUCCAGAGGGAGUGGUCAGGCAGGCCGCUCUGCCCCAUCCUCAGACUGGAAGAGAGAGGACGGGAGCUGAGGAGGAGGAAGAGGGGGGGCAGCAACAGCGACUGUCCAGAGGGAGGGAAGAGGCAGCAGUGCAGAGCUCAGAGAGCCACAUGCUGCUGGAGAGGCAGGAGCAGAGGGGGUAUCUGAAAGAGGAAGGAUACUACUCAGACACCCAGAGGAGCAGGGCCAUCACUGGAGAGCCAGUAGAGUCCGUGUUAACAUACAGAGGAGCAUCUGGUUCACCCAGGAGUGUUUGUCAGCCUCCAGUGGGGGACACAUAUACAACCGGCAGUGGACUCGCAGACGGCCUGAUUCAGCUUGCACAGGGGGAUGAGCUGAGUGACAUGAUGUCGACCCGACAAAUGUCCAUCAAAGAGAGAGUUGCCCUACUAAAGAAGAGCGGCGAGGAGGACUGGAAGAACAGGAUCAACAAGAAGCAGGAUGUGGUAAAAGUUGCCGUGGGUGAGCAGCACGCUCAGCUCUGGGAGGUGGAGCAGAGCUUCAAGAAGAAGGAUGAUGAAGCACUGAUGAUGAUCGAUGAGUUUGCUGUGUCCGACCAGCUCUGGGAGCCAGUCUUUGUUGCUACUUUCUCUCCUCCUCCUGAGCCUCCUUUCCAUUCUUCUUCCCCUGAUGAGACAGCUAGCCAGGCCACCAGAUCUCCCAGACCCACGCAGGUGGAUGAAAGACACCCCUGGAGACGGAAGAGAAUAGCGGAGUCUGAGAUGGAGUUCCAGAGGAUAGAGGCUCACAUGUCUAUCCAGGAGAGGAAGCAGCUGAUAGUGGCCCAGGAGGAGGCCUGGAAGACCAAAGGCCAUGGAGCUGCCAAUGACUCCACCCAGUUCACUGUGGCUGCACGCAUGGUGAAAAAAGGACUGGCAUCCCCCUCUGCCCUCCAGUCUCCAGUGCUGUCCAAACCCAAGAACAGCAGCCUUGCCAUCUCCAAACCACAGGAAGACAUGGAGGAGAUUUCUGAUACUGAAGAGAUUAAGGCUGUAUCAGAUCUGAAUCUGGAGUCGGACCAGAAGUUGGAUAAACUGGAGUCAUUCCUUGGCAAGAUAAACAGUAAAGUGCCUGGACUUCCAGAAGCAACCAUCACAGUGACUGAGAAGAAGGUAAAGGAAGUGAUGACCCUCGAAGAUGAAACCUUUUCCAAGUUCUACCGCCAAGUGGAGGAACUCCCUUCCAUCACUAACAAGGUGGAAAUAAACGAUGACUUUGAUGCCAUUUUCGGCCCUCAGGAGCCAAAGCUGACUUCAGAGAUGGUACAGCACAAGCGAGCGGUGCGUCCGGCACGUAACGUCCAAUCAUCCAGAAACCCUCUGAAAAUGUUGGCUGCCAGGGAGGAUAUCAGACAUGAGUACACAGAACAGAGGCUCAACAUCGGUCUGUUGGAGAGCAAAAGGAUGAAGGCUGAGAAGAUGAAUAAGAACUCUGGUUUCUCUGAAGUGGCUCUAGCUGGUCUGGCAAGCAAGGAGAACUUCAGCAAUGUCAGCCUGCGCAGUGUCAACAUCUCUGAGCAGAUGUCCAAUAACAGCGCUGUGCCUUACAAGAAACUCAUGCUCCUGCAGGUCAAAGGCAGACGGCACGUCCAGACAAGGUUGGUGGAACCCAGAGCAUCGUCACUGAACAGCGGUGAUUGUUUCCUGCUCAUCACACCACACAACUGCUUCAUCUGGACUGGGGAGUUUGCUAACAUCAUUGAGAAGAGCAAGGCUUCAGAGCUAGCUAAUUUCAUCCAGAGCAAAAGAGAUUUGGGUUGCCGAGCAAACUAUGUCCAAGUCAUCGAGGAAGGCAUCAACACACACAGCCAUGCUGUCAAGGAGUUCUGGAAGAAUCUGGGAGGGCAGUCAAGUCAUCAGUCUGCAGGAACACCAGAUGAAGAUGAGUUGUAUGAGAGCGCCAUUGUGGAAACAAACUGCAUUUACCGGCUCAUGGAUGACAAACUGGUCCCAGAUGAUGAUUUUUGGGCCAAGAUGCCCCGCUGCUCCCUGCUCAACCCCAAAGAGGUUUUAGUUUUUGACUUUGGCAGUGAGAUGUACAUUUGGCAUGGGAAGGAAGUAACUCUAGCACAGAGGAAAGUGGCCUUUCAGCUGGCUAAGCACCUGUGGAACGGCACCUUCGACUAUACAAACUGUGACAUCAACCCGCUGGACCCGGGAGAGUGCAACCCACUCAUACCGAGAAAAGGCCAGGGCCGACCUGAUUGGGCAGUGUUUGGCAGACUGACUCAACAUAAUGAGACCACACUGUUCAAAGAGAAGUUCGUGGACUGGAGCGAUUCCAGGAAAACACCCAGUCCCACAAAAAACACCAGCGAUCACAUCACUGAUCAAAAGGAGCAGCACAUCUCCGAUCAGCCUCAUGCGUAUGAUGCCUCCCUGAUGCUGCCCCUUCAUCAAGCACCCGUCUGCACCAUCCUUGACGGGUUCAGUGUGGGUCGGGGCUAUGGCCUGGUGGAGGCAGAGGAGUGGCGGAGCUACGAGAUCAGCACUCUGGCGGUGGAGGUGUGGCAUAUCCUGGAGUUCGACUACAGCCGCCUGCCUCAUCAGAGCAUCGGCCAGUUCCACGAGGGUGACACCUACGUGGUGAAGUGGAAAUACAUGGUCAGCACUGCAGUUGGGAAGAGACAGAACCCAGAGCAGCUGAAGACAGCAGGAGCUGGGAAGGAGAAGUGCUGUUACUUCUUCUGGCAAGGCCGCAACUCUACCAUCAGUGAGAAAGGAACGUCAGCGCUCAUGACGGUGGAGCUGGACGAGGAGCGGGGAGCACAGGUUCAGGUUCAGCAGGGUAAGGAGCCUCCGUGUUUCCUGCAGUGCUUCAAAGGAGGGAUGGUCGUCCACUCAGGAAAGAGAGAAGAGGAGGAGGAAAACUCACAGAAUGAUUGGCGUCUGUACUGUGUACGUGGAGAGGUGGAGGUGGAGGGCCACCUGCUGGAGGUGGCUUGUCACUGCAGCAGUCUGCGCUCCAGAGUCUCUAUGGUGUUGCUGAGCGUUAGCCAGGCCCUCAUCUACCUGUGGCAUGGUUGCAAGUCCCAGAUACACACACAGGAGGUGGCACGCACCGCCACAAAUAAGAUCAAACAACAUUGUCCUCUGGAAACAGGCCUCCACAGCAGCAGCAAGGUGUCCAUCUGGGAAUGUGAUGAGGGGGCAGAGCCCACAGGAUUCUGGGAAGCCCUCGGGAGGAGGGACAGGAAAGCGUAUGACUGCAUGUUGCAAGGACCUUCUGCAGUGAGCAGCGAUCUUUUUCCUCCACAUUCUUCUGCCACAGCUUCAUGAAGUCCCUGUGGAGAGCCAGUUCCUGGAGGAUGGCAUGUCCAUGAGGCCUGUACAGAUGCAUGUUUCUUAUUUAGCACUUUAGUGCGUAAACACAAGACUGAACAUAGAGGAGACACAAACCAGAAACCAGCAGGUCUGACCUCAGUGAGCUGCAGUGAUAACUGACCUGACUUCAGCAGCAGCAUCCAGAGACACCUUACUGACAGCAGUAAGGAAGCGCUGGGUGAAGCUCUGCCCUGCUGUCAGAACUUUAGCUGCUCCCAGUCUGUCGGCCAGCAGGUGGAGCUGGUGAGCAGUGCUGGCUCUUACUGCAGUGCUCAGGUGGCUGAGGAAGGACAAACACAACCAAAUUCACUAUGCUUGAUUUGACUUCUUUUGAUUGCUGGUGCUACUACACUUGUUCAUAAAUCAUGAUCAUCCACUGUGCUCUUACCUCAGCCCUGUAUUCAGCAGAACAGACAACACUCGACUGGGGCUGCAGUUCUGCACCAGAGCCUCCAGGGUCUCAUUGGCCUGCUGCUGAACAAAGGCAUUUCCACACGCUUGUGCGAUUUUCAGCAGCAGAGACCGACCUGUCCUCUGUGCCUCAGUGUCCAUGCCCCUCUGUAGGUGGACAUAAAGAGAACGGAUGGUGUCCAUGGCUGCAAGGGCCACUGAGGAGCGCAGGUUGUUAACCUAGAGACCAAGAAUGAACAGCAGUCAGUAAUCAUACUUGUAACACAAUGGACUGAUGUGCUGUGGACUCUUACAGACACAUGUGGACAAAGACGAGCAGCAGGAAAAGAGAGACAGAGAGAAAAAUGUUCUCAGUACCUCUUCUAUCACAACCAGACAGACUUCAUGCAGUUUCAGCAUUAGUGUGUCUGGAUGGUGUUGCGCCAGAGCUGAGAUGCAUCGCAGCCCUUUACCCUUCAUCAUCCUGUGUUGAAAAAAAAAAAGCACAGUUAUUCAUGUGUCUGACACUUUGAAGCUCCAACAUGUUCUGUCUCCAUUACUGAGCUGUGUAAAGUAGCUGCUGACAGUUUGUCAAGUCACUGGACCAAUUAAAGAACCAAACUCAGAUUAAAACUCAUUGACAAUAAACUAUUUUGUUGUAGCGGACACAGCUUGACACAGUUAAAGUAAAAGUUGUUUUCACUGCAGCACUGCAGGCAGAAAUGUGUCUCCUGUCUGCAGUUUGAGUCUCACCAGUCGUCUGAGUUGAGCAGUUUGAAGCACAGAGACAGACUCUCUGCAGGGUUAGAGAGCGGCUGCAGAUACUCCUGAUUCUGACUUCCUGCUGUCUGGAACCUGCAGGUAACAUCUGUCAUUUGGUCUCUGCUGACUGUCUUUGCAGGUCGCACAGACCUCCCAUGAGCUGCUCUCUUCUUUGGUAGGGAGGGUUUUGGAGGGGGAGCUGGAGUGAGAGGUGCCACUACAGGUUUCCUUGUAGCCAGUGCUGGUGGUCGUGGCAACACUGCAACAGAGUUACCCUGUAGUUUCUUGACUUUUUCUCUGAUCACCUCCAUAUGAUGUUGAGCUGUCAGGCGCCUGUAUCCACCAGCUACUUCUUUGUCUGUUUAGAUUAAGAGCCAAAUAUACAUUUUGUUUGUUUACAUCUGAGAAUGGACAAAGAAUGAAACGGUACAAGCUAAAAGAGAAAUGUAUGUUUCAUUUCAGUGACAAGCAAUAUGAUCAUUGGUAUCAAAACUGUAAGUGUGUCUGUCCUGCACAGUGAAGGCUUUUAGUUUCUGUACUGUAAGUGCAUAUACAUCAGGGUUAAUUAAAGCAAGAAUUUGAAGGCAUUAAUCAAGUUGUUUUUAAGAUUUUUCAACUGGUAUUUCUACUUGUCCUAAAAUAAUCCAUCAACAAUAAGAACUUAAAUCUGGUUAGAAAACACAUUUAGGUUAUUUGAGACUCAGUUGUAGCCUUAAAUGUCUUCAGCUGUGUCGUUCUGACUUUCAGUUUGUCUAAUGAAGAACUGACCUGGUCCCCUGAGCUUCGUCGUCAUCACAGGGAGAUGGUUUACUCUUCUUUUGAGUAGAGGAGCUGAUGGUGGGGGAGGGGAUGGGGUAUAGAUGAGCGAGAUGGCCUUCAGCUCACAGGGAGUGUGAACAUCCACCAUGCUGAGGGUGUCCUCAGAGGUCACAGAAGCUGAUGGGCUGGAGAUCUGGUCUCUGUCUGGAUGCAGCUGGUCCCCCUCCCCGUCCAGGAUUUCUGGACUCCUCUGGUAUCUCUGCAUCUCCUCUGUGUCCUCCUUUGUCAGAUUAGAAGGACUGAUCGAUGAAACGGGUCUCAUCUUCUUUCCUUGGAGCAGUGAUGCAGACCUGCAUCUGAGAGCAGCUGGGGGCUGAGGUGAAGGGAGGGGAUCCUGCUGGCUGCAGAGCCCCAGCCUCUUCAGCACAGAGUUGGUCCAUGCUAACUCUGCAGCAUGCAGCCUCUGUGUUUGAAGGAGGAGAGCCUCACUCUUUGCAUUCUCUAAGUCCACAAUUCUGGACUGACUGUUGACACCAGGACACUCUGGUCUCUGGUGGCUCUCUGUACUCUGUGAUAAAAAAAAAAAAAAAAUCAUUUCAAGCAUGAAAUUGAUUGAGUUUAAAUAUUAUGACAUGAUUUUGCUACUGGUUUGACUUGAGCUUGUUCAAUAAACUAAAUUCUUAGCUUUACGGGCAAAUAUUACACUGUCACACUCGUUCCAACACAACACAGCUGAAAUGCUUGUCAGAGGAUAUAAGAAUUACUGAAUUAAUUCAACAUUUUAGUUGUACUUGAAAACUCAGAUGACGGCUAGAUAAUGGAAGGAAUGAAAAUCGUAAAAAUAAACUGCAUUUCUUCAUUCUCUGUCAUCUUUGGACAGAGGCAGACAA
Molecule: messenger RNA, 9911 nt
Organism: Amphiprion ocellaris (clown anemonefish)
Lineage: Eukaryota; Metazoa; Chordata; Actinopteri; Pomacentridae
Gene: svila
Product: supervillin a
Exons: 39
Coding region: 457-7065 (2202 amino acids)
Biological process (GO): actin filament severing; barbed-end actin filament capping; cytoskeleton organization
Cellular component (GO): actin cytoskeleton; cytoplasm
Molecular function (GO): phosphatidylinositol-4,5-bisphosphate binding; actin filament binding
Source: RefSeq, a predicted model, not a curated record